CAUCUUGUUGCGAUUCAGCAGGAGAACAGCAGCAGAUAUGGCUGACUACAGCAGCGUGGCUCCCCCGUCCUCUAACGCCGGUGGUGGAAUGAACGACGCUUUUAAAGACGCACUUCAACGAGCACGACAGAUUGCAGCGAAGAUCGGUGGAGACGGCGUUGCGGCACCUCCAUCAAGUGAAUUUGGCUACGGAGGCCAGAAAAGGCCCCUGGAGGACGCUGGUGGGUAUUUUCCCAUGCCUAACCUGAAUAUCGACCAACCAGAGACUAAGAAGGUGGCUACAAAUGACGCCUUUUCGGGAAUGGGAGGAAUGGGCGGCCCAUCAAGGUCAUCAUCAGAGGAAUUCAAAGUUCCAGAUGGAAUGGUUGGAUUCAUUAUUGGUAGAGGAGGCGAACAAAUAUCACGUCUGCAGCAGGAGUCCGGAUGUAAAAUACAGAUUGCACCAGACAGCGGAGGCAUGCCAGAUAGAUCGGUUACAUUAACAGGAGGACCAGAAUCCAUCCAGGCUGCAAAGAGGCUACUAACAGAGAUAGUAGAUAAGGGGCGCCCGGCUCCUGCAUUUAACCAUAACGACGGCCCUGGAAUGACUGUCCAGGAGAUUAUGGUCCCUGCUUCUAAAGCUGGGCUCGUCAUUGGGAAGGGGGGAGAAACCAUCAAAAGCCUCCAGGAAAGGGCUGGGGUGAAGAUGGUCAUGAUCCAAGAUGGGCCCCAAAACACAGGUGCUGACAAGCCGCUUCGAAUUUCAGGAGAACCCUUCAAAGUCCAGCAAGCCAAAGAGAUGGUGAUGGAGCUGAUCAGAGAUCAGGGCUUCAGGGAGCAGAGGGGAGAGUACGGUUCACGAUCUGGAGGAGGAGGUGGCAGCGUUGGAGGAGGGGAAGGCUUGGAUGUACCUGUCCCCCGGUUUGCUGUAGGGAUUGUGAUCGGCAGGAAUGGAGAGAUGAUCAAGAAAAUUCAGAGUGACACGGGUGUUCGGAUUCAGUUUAAACCAGAUGAUGGCAGCACUCCUGACAGGAUAGCCCAGAUCAUGGGCCCACCUGACCAAGCUCAGCAUGCUGCAGAGAUAAUAUCUGACCUGCUGAGGAGCGUCCAGGCCGGCGGUCCUCCAGGACAUGGCGGUGGCAGGGGCCGUGGUCGUGGGCAGGGAAACUGGAACAUGGGACCCCCUGGUGGCCUGCAGGAGUUUACCUUCACCGUCCCAACCAUGAAGACAGGCCUCAUCAUUGGGAAAGGUGGUGAGACAAUCAAGGGCAUCAGCCAGCAGUCUGGAGCCAGAAUCGAGCUUCAGAGAAAUCCUCCACCCAACGCUGAUCCCAACAUUAAGAUGUUCACAGUCCGGGGCUCCCCUCAACAGAUCGACUAUGCCAGGCAGCUGGUAGAGGAGAAAAUCGGGGGACCAGUCACUCCAAUGGGUGGACCACAUGGUCCCCCUGGUCCACAUGGAGGUCCAGGCCCACAUGGUCCCCCUGGGCCACCUGGACCCCCAGGUGCUCCCAUGGGCCCAUACAACCCUGGACCAUACAACCAGGGACCUCCAGGACCACACGGUCCACCUGCGCCUUAUCAGCCUCAGGGAUGGGGCAAUGGCUACCCACACUGGCAACAGGGACAACCUGAUCCAAAUAAAGCAGCUGCUGAUGCCAACGCAGCAGCGUGGGCAGCCUACUAUGCUCAGUACAGCCAACAGCCUCAGGCUCCCAUGACCCCAACAAGUGGAGCUCCCGGCACUACUCAAAGCAACGGCCAAGGUGACCCACAGGCUGCAGGUCAGAGUGGACAGGCAGAUUACUCCAAGGCCUGGGAGGAAUAUUACAAGAAAAUGGGUCAACAGAGUCAACAACCUCAGGACUACACAAAAGCCUGGGAGGAGUAUUACAAAAAACAAGGUCAAGCUGCCCCUCAGCCCGCAGCGGCAGCAGCAGCAGCGGCCUCUCAGCCUGGAGGCCAACCAGACUACAGCGCUGCCUGGGCAGAGUACUACCGUCAACAGGCUGCUUACUACGGCACAUCCAACCCUCAGGGGAUGGGUGCUGCCCCACAAGCCCCUCAGGUUUUACAGGAGCUCCAGUGAUGGCAGCAGCUUCACACACUUAACCAAAACCAUUUCCUCCUUACACAGGCUUUUAACUUUUUAUUUUGGGAAGCUGAGUCUACUGUUUCUGCUGUUAACAUGCAAUGUAUCUUCUAUGUAUUUUUUUGCACAGGGCCAGUAAUGUGAAGUGGACAUAAAGUAAAUGCUACAUUGUCGAAACAAAAUCCUUUGUUAAAUGUUUGGAUGCAGACGCCUUGAUGAAGAUCUAAAAUUUCCUUGGUUUGAAAAGUGUUUCACAUAGAUGGCAGAUACCCGGCGAACACGUCCUCCUUCAUUUUCUUUUUUUGUUUUUCUGUUUCUUGUAAAUGCUUUGUUUUUAGUGAGGUAAUUAUACAUAUGGUCAUUCCAGCCCUGUAUCUACAUAAAAUGUGGUUAGAACUCAUGUUUAUUAAACUGUAGACAUUACCAUGUAAAUCAUCUCAGUUUUAAAAUGCUAUUUGCCUGUUGUGUUUUUGCAAUAAAACAAACUGAAACCUCCUGUGUUGGUAAGUUGGGGUGGUUUUAAAACCAAAAGGGUGGAGAUAAAUUCUGUAUGUUUUUAUUUUACCGGGAGGGGGGAAAAGUUUGAAAUGAAGGCCAUGUGUGGGUUUUAAUGCUCGAAAAGGUUGUUCUGUCCUGUCUCUCUCCAACUGUCUAUAAGGCUUUUUUUAGAUACAUUAUGUCCGUGCAGUGAUCCUGAGUGGUUCAGAUCAACAAACGUCCUUGUUAAUAGACUAUUUUUUACACUUCUCUAUCCUGACCUUGCUCUGAUUUAGCGGUAGACAGAUGUUUGUCAUUAGAAAGUCGACAGGUGUCUUUGUAUCGUAUCUCAUGCAUUAACUGCGUUGCUGUGGCCCUCUUAAACAUUUGUGCUUGGUUUGCUGACAUUGUUGAGGUAGUAUGCACUGUAUUUUGCCUUGAUAGACACUUCCUCCUCCACAGGCAAGUUUAGAAAAGCGGUAAGCACAUUAUUUUCUUGACAUGUUCCUCAGAAAAACGUGGUUGCAAGAAAUGUUUUUAGUGUUAUACAUAUUUUUUUGUUGCUAUUCUUUUUCCAGGACAGUUGGGUCAAUUUGUCACUGUAUGGAAAAUGCAUUUAAAGUUUGUCAUGCCCUUUUUUCAAAUUGCGAACUAACAUGUAUGAAAAUGUUUUUUUAAAAGAAUGUUUUUUUAAUAUAAAAACAUUGCUGCAAAAAGUCGUUUUUGCUGUGCCCAUUCUGUUAGUGUUUAUCCAGUUUAAGAACGUAGAUGAUGUAGGGUCGGGGGUGGCUAAGCAGUCUUCGUCCAUCAGUUGAGCCCUCCUAUACUGUAAGUACAAAACUGUGACUGACUUAAGAGAGAUAUUCGCCUUUUUUGAUGCAUUUGAAACUGCAAAUCGUGUAGUAUUUUUGUCAAUUAUUGCAAAUAUCUUCCCUUUGUCUCUGGGUAAGUAUGAAAUGUUCUGAGGAGAGGAAUAGUACUUUAUCUUUACCACAUGUUUCUGAGACUGAUUUCCCCUUGUGUGACUGCACAUCAUUCAGACUUUGAAUCUCAAGUAUUUUGAUGCUUUAGUAGAUUCUCAUAGUGUUUGUGUAGGUAGCAUUUCAGUGCCAGACAGAUUUCUGAAGUGAUGGUUUUGAAUGUCAGCAUUCUGUUACAAUGUUGGUAGGAACUGUUUUUUUAAAGGACACCCAUGUGGUUUUUUGCGUUCUUGAACAUCUGAUCUGAUAAGUGCCAUUGUCUAGCUGAGACUGUUUUUUAAAUGCCAUUUAUUGCUGAAAGUUCUCUUGCAUUCAUCUCCAGUGUAGCAUGCUUAGGUUUCUGCUAUCAUUACUUUACUCUCCAUUAUUUGAGCAUGUUGAAUGCUAGUAGUUGAAGUGCUUCUGACUAGCUCAGUAUGAUGACAUUUUCAGUAUGAGGCUGUUAAUUGAAAGAUCAAAAGCAAAAAAAAAAAAAUCUUUGACUGCAUUGUUCACUGAUGGCAAACAGUGCGAUUAUAUAUCUGAUCUUUGCAGUGUCGUCCCAGACCUUGCACCUUAGGUUCUGCUGCAAUUACACAGGUAAGCGAAGCCUAAGGCAACAAGUGUUUUGUCCAGUGACAUGACCAAUGUUAAAUGCAAAGAAAUGCUUACCUGUGUCUCUUAUAUGCUCUUUAUGCAUUUAUGCCAAAAGUAACUGUUCCGAUUAUCCAAGUUUCCCUUUAAAGCUGAUCUUAUUUCUUGAAUGAACUGCAUGUUUUGACUUGUACUAUGACGUUAAAAGAAAAAAAAUCCUUUACCAAGAUUAAUACUUGCUUAGGCUCUCUAAGGAAAUGUCUAUCGUUGUAUCUUAUGAUUUCAUAUUAGCCUUUAUAUUUGCAUCCUGGUAAGUCCUGAAAGUGACUGGUUUACUAAAAACUGCAUGCCAUGUCAGAAGUCGGUAAUGUGCUGAACUCGUUAGGUCAAAGAGACGUUGAAAUACAUGAUUUGUGUCUCUGUCGUGGUGUGAAUCUGCCCUCAAAGUGCAGUGCAUAUCUCCUAUUGAAACGCUGCUGCCUUCACUUCUUGCUCACAGUGUUGGAGGAUGAUGCUGCAAGCUUAGGUCAUAGAAUCAGGCCCUGUCGUAGUUUGUCCCCAAAGGGAGGAAUCCUUUGAGUCAAUCCCACUGCUGAACGUAGACCGUUCAAGAGCUCCAGUGAUAAGGUAAAAACAAAACAAAAAGCAACGCAAUGAAAUUUAAAUUCUGUGAUUUGCAAAGUGUUGGUCAGAUACAUGUUUUUCCCUGCUCGGAUCGACUGUUUUAAACAUGAUGCCAUAGUUUGUUUAGAGUUGUCAGAUGGCUGUUUCUUAAAACUUGCUUGAAUGCCUUCAUUAACUUUUUAGUCAGUAGGAAUGUUCUUUAGAAAGUUGGAUGAGGACAGGAACUGAUGUACUUUUCAAUUACAUAUGCACUUUUAUUGGCAGUAAAUUUUGGGGGUUUUCAGUUUAAAAUCACUUUUCUGUAGUUAAGGGUCACAUAGUGUUUGGUUGGGGCUGUUCACUGUUCAUAAGGGUGUAGGACAAAACAAGGAGCAUGCCUUAGAGGUUAAAAGUUUUCAUGUGCUGUGUAUAUUCUCCAAUAUAUUGUUUUUUUUGUUUGUUUUAUGAAUCAGCUGUUCUGACUUUUAAAAUGUUGCCAUGUUCAUUAAUAAAGUUGUAUCAAAUAAA
Messenger RNA from Labrus bergylta (ballan wrasse), 5232 nucleotides. It is a transcript of the gene fubp1, whose product is annotated as far upstream element (FUSE) binding protein 1. NCBI's taxonomy places the organism in Eukaryota, Metazoa, Chordata, Actinopteri, Labriformes, Labridae. Gene Ontology annotation, biological process: regulation of DNA-templated transcription. Gene Ontology annotation, cellular component: nucleus; cytoplasm. Gene Ontology annotation, molecular function: mRNA binding. The record is from RefSeq and is a predicted model, not a curated record.